This is a messenger RNA of Oryzias melastigma (Indian medaka), 3302 nucleotides long. Its product is annotated as septin-9. Gene Ontology annotation, cellular component: septin complex; microtubule cytoskeleton; cell division site. The transcript has 11 exons. Gene Ontology annotation, molecular function: molecular adaptor activity; GTP binding; GTPase activity. Bases 309 to 2156 code for a protein of 615 amino acids. Lineage: Eukaryota; Metazoa; Chordata; Actinopteri; Beloniformes; Adrianichthyidae. Gene Ontology annotation, biological process: cytoskeleton-dependent cytokinesis. The record is from RefSeq and is a predicted model, not a curated record.
GGAGAGGGCGGAGGGUGACGAUGGUGGCGUGUGACACUGCUGGCUCAUUCCAACUCUGGAAGUUGAGGAGGAGGAGGGAAAAAAGACAUUUGUGUGUUGAGAAAGAAGGGAGCGAGAGGUGGAGAUCACACCGCUCAACUUGUGUUUCCCUUUUUUUUUCCUAACCCUCCCCUCCUGCGCCUUACUCGGACUCCUAAUUUGGGAUUUGUUUAAAAGCUGGACUGCGCCUCAGGAAGACUUUUCCUUGCCGGGGAAAGGGGAACCCUGCUCCCUGUCGCUCAUACAUAACUCACUGUUGCUCCUCAAAAAUGUCUGACUCCUCUGUCAACGCUCACUUGGAAGGGAUCAUAUCAGACUUCGAAGCACUGAAACGGUCGUUUGAAGUGGAGGAAGCAGAUGCAGUCACAAAUCCCUCACCGCUGUCUCGUCGAGCCACCACUCCCCUUCGGUCAUCUACAUCGUCUACAUCCAGCCAGCGGAGCUACGACUUAAGCUCUCGCAACUCUGACUACUCCUCCUCCUCCAGAUCGUCUGAGUCAUCCAGUCUACGCUCCCCAAAAACCGGUAUGAGGCGCAUAGAGUUAUCCGGGGGUCGUAACCCCGAUGCUGCCUCCUCCCGUCGCACAGAGAUGUCCAUAGAGGUCUCCUCCAAGCAGAUUGAUAACUCACCCAGUGCUGGAAUAGCCCGCUUCGGUCUAAAACGACCAGAGGUGAGUCUGAGCAGCAGGAGUAACCCCCUGGAUGGAAACUCUAUCUCCAGCACCGCCAACAGACGAGCAGAGCUUGGCACCACCCGUGCCCAGGAGCCCCCUGCACCUCCCAGGAGGAUGGAUGCUCAGCUGUCAUCCAGGAUUCCCGAGCCUCCUCAGAGAAGGGCGGACCCCAUCUCCCCUAACCUCAGCACAGUUGAUGGCAUCUCCAGGAAGUCAGAGAUGUCUGCCGUCAGACAUCUGGAUAACUUUGUGCCAAACAAUCCAGCUGAGAACAACCACCCACCUGCACCCAGUGCUCCCCUGCCUUCUUUGGGAGACUCUAGGGUGGAUAGGGUGCAGUCACCUGACACAGAGCCAGCCACAAUCCGGUCGACUGACAGACCGGAAGUGUCAUCCAGCUACAGCAACAGUGCCAUGUCUGAGACGGUGGUGCCUGACACGAUGGUGUCCCCCGCAGUGGGGAGUCUGUAUGGAGAGAAGACUGCUGGUCCAGUGGUGGACUUCAGCUAUGUAGGUAUUGAUGCUAUUCUUGAGCAGAUGAGGAGGAAAGCCAUGAAGCAGGGGUUUGAACUCAACAUUAUGGUUGUUGGACAGAGCGGUCUGGGAAAGUCUACUCUAAUGAACACGCUGUUCAAAUCCAAAGUCAGCCGAAAGUCUGUGCUGGCCACAUCCCAGGAAAAGAUCCCCAAAACAAUCGAAAUCAAGUCCAUCAGUCAUGACAUUGAGGAAAAGGGAGUGAGAAUGAAGCUGACGGUCAUCGAUACGCCCGGCUUUGGAGACCAGAUCAACAACGAGAACUGCUGGCAGCCCAUAAUGAAGUUCAUCAACAACCAAUAUGAAGCGUACCUGCAGGAGGAGAUCAACAUCAACAGAAAGAAGAGGAUCCCAGACUCUAGAGUCCACUGCUGCAUAUAUUUUAUACCCCCGACUGGACACUGUCUGAGACCUCUUGAUGUAGAAUUCAUGAAGCGCCUGAGUAAAGUGGUCAACAUAGUCCCAGUCAUCGCCAAGGCGGAUACGCUCACACUGGAGGAGAGAGACUUCUUCAAAAAGAAGAUCAGGGAAGAACUGCGAUCCAAUGGGAUCGACGUUUACCCUCAAAAGGAAUUUGACGAGGACUCGGAGGACAGGAUGAUUAACGAGAAAAUCCGGGAGAUGAUCCCGUUUGCUGUGGUAGGAAGCGAUCAGGAAUACCAGGUCAAUGGCAAGAGGCUCCUGGGGAGGAAGACCAAAUGGGGAACUAUUGAAGUUGAGAACAUAGCUCACUGUGAGUUUGCCUACCUACGGGAUCUUCUUAUCAGGACGCACAUGCAGAACAUUAAGGACAUCACCAGCAGCAUCCAUUAUGAAAUGUAUCGUGUGAGACGCCUCAAUGAGAACAACACAGCAGUGACUCAAGCCAACGGUAUCCCAGAACACCACCUGUCCGCCCAUGAGAUGUAAACACCGACCUGCUCCAAAAGCAUCAUCAUACGUUAGCGACGAGACUGCGAUCCUCAGCAACAGCCCUCCCACCCUUCCACCCCCACAUCCCAGGUGGGACAGAAACUUCAAAGUCUUUCCAGAGGGACUUUGUGUUCAGCGACUUCCUGCAGCUCAGAGGACUCUUCAUGUCAGCUUUAGUGCCUUUCUUUUUAACCAAACCUCGUUAUCUCUCAGUUGCUGACAAAGAUGGUGAGGAGAAAGCACCGGCUUCAGAAUGUGCUGCAGUUUGAGUUUUCAUAUCUUAACAGUUAAUAUUUGUGGUGCCAAGCCAGAUAGAAUGACACUCCAUCUUCUUCAGUGUCAGAUUUGUCUUAAGCAGUAAAAACAACUAAUUUCAUCCUCGUCUUUUUGCAAGUUUGAUGUUUUCUUCAUGCCUUUUUAAGGACAUUUUACCACACGGGUUUAUUCAAUUUUUUCGUUUUGAUGCUUUGCAUGUGUGAGAAGUGAUGAUUUUUCACUCAAUCACUGCAUAUUCUGGUGGAAGAGAGCCAGGCAGCUCUUACCCAACACAUGCAGAUGAGAGGCUGCAUCACAAACACACCAAAUAUCACAUCAUAUAUCUAACUUUUUCCUUCCCCUCACAACCUGUGCCUGACUUUUUCCUAGAUGGUCAAAUCCCUUUAAACACAGGUGCCAGACUUCUGUCACCUUUUUAAAUUCCCAUCUAUAAAUGUCAUUGUUUAUUGAUAGAAGAGUGAUUUAUGAUGAAAAAGUAUAUAUGCACGUUUUAAAAUGUGAAUGUUUUUGUGGUCCACACUUCUUCCCCGAACACAUGGUUUUCCUUCCAUGAGGUCCACUGCAGUGCCUUAUUUAUGGGAGAAUAAUAUACAAGCAUGCUGGCACAAACAGAAGAACUGUUUGUUUGUUUACGGUGGAAUUCUUUUAAAUAUGUUCUGCGUCAUUUAUUCAGUAAAGAAAAACGAUUUUUCUAUCUUCCUAAUGUACCAAAUAUUUGUCUCUGUUAUUCAUAUAGAAUUCCGUAAGCUGCCACUCCUCUGCCUUGUCUUGUAUAUUCUUGUGUUCUGAUACAUUUUUUUUGUACUUUUAUUAUAACAAAAUUUCCUCUACCUUAUUUUAAAGAAAUAAAGAUUGAAGUUGUAAAUA